AAUAAAUAUCAGAAAUUACCCACUUAAAACUUGCGACUUUACGGUUACGGCCAUGCAUGUUUAUGGCAACGCCAUCUAGUCCAAUCGUUCUGAAGACUGAACCUUCUUACCUAAAACAUUAAAAUUCGUUCCUUCCGUUUAUAGUUCAGUUCCAAUCCUAACCUUUCAUUCAUUUCCUACACUAAUCAAUCAUUCACACGUUCACCGUUUUUAUAUUGUUUAUCGUCGCUUUAUUAGUAUACACCUGGUGUUAUUUGUUAAUUCUUCGAGCUCGUUUCGCGAUUUGUUUUUCUGCUGCAUUAAUGCUUGUCAUCAAUAAUUAUUGUGCUUGACUAUUAUUAAAGUGUAUAAUAUAAAACAACAUCGACAUUUGAGUCAUUAGAAGAAUGCCGCCUACUAAGAGUGAACUUUGGCAGUAUUUUAUCAAGCUUAACAGCAACGAAGUGAAAUGCAAGAUUUGUUUCAAAACCAUAAAAACGUCAGGGAAUACGUCAAACAUGAAUAAACAUCUUAAGAAACACUCUAAUGCGUUGAGUGGAAAAGGAGAUGAAAAGAUACAAACAACGAUUAAUAAAAAGCUAGACCCGCUGAAUUCACCGCCACCGAGUCAUGAACCACAACCAUCGACAAGUACAUCAAAAGCACCUGAAUCGAAUACAUUUCUAGCUAUUCCUUCAUCAUCUGAUGUCAAGAAAAUUCCAAUCGAUGUUAUCGAUGACAGUGAGCUUACAGAAACAUAUGCACCGCUUCCAAAAAAAAGACAACUUUCUAUUGUACAAACAAUAGAACGUAAAUAUUCUUAUUCCAAUGGAGGAAAGGAUCAUUUGAAGCUAUGCAAAUGCUUGCUUUAUUUUAUUUGCGUUGAUAAAAGACCGUUUGACAUUGUGAAAGGGCGUGGAUUUAAAAAAAUGAUGCAUCAAGCUUGCCCGUCGUUUAAAAUUCCAAGCGUGGAUACUCUUAAAGCCCAAUUUGAUGCUUUAUACAGUACCAUGCAUUUGAAAAUUGAAAACAUAUUUGACAAUAUUUCGCACUUGGCAUUAACCUGUGAUAUUUGGAGUGAGAUGAUGACUGUUACCAGUUAUUUAGGGGUUACUGCUCAUUAUUUACAUGAUGACAGACUUGUAUCGCGUUGCAUUGCUACUGUUGCACUGGAUCAACGGCAUACUGGUGAAUACAUAGCUGACAAAUUAAAAGAAAUUUGUGCAGGUAUGCACAUCAGCCUGGAAAAAAUAACUGCUGUAGUUACAGCUCGUUCCCACCUGUCGGGUGUCGGAUCCGUAUAUUAAACGGAAGUUCUAGUGGCAGAGCAUUAUAUAUGACGCUAUUCACACUUAUCGGAAACCGAUUUUGUGUCGGCUCCGACAAGAAAUGUCGGGUGUUUUGCCAGCCCUCUACGCCCGGAAAAAAAUCGUGUCGGAUCUCGCUCGCCUAUGAUUAAGAACGGCGCUGUUCACAUUUGUCUGAUGUCGGAGCCGAUAACCCUCUCCCCGCUACCCCUCAUUCCGUUCGUGCGUACGUCGUACCUGCGAUCGCGCACACACACAUCGCGGCGCGCAAGCAGAGUUGUUGUGUUUUUAUUGUACGCACGUUUGGUGAUUCGUAGUAAUGGAAAAAAAUAUCAACCCCGAACAAUUGAUCACACUAGU
Spodoptera frugiperda (fall armyworm) is the source of this 1646-nucleotide messenger RNA. RefSeq lists its product as uncharacterized. The transcript is spliced from 2 exons. Gene Ontology annotation, molecular function: DNA binding. NCBI's taxonomy places the organism in Eukaryota, Metazoa, Arthropoda, Insecta, Lepidoptera, Noctuidae. The record is from RefSeq and is a predicted model, not a curated record. Bases 387 to 1286 code for a protein of 299 amino acids.